Paracoccidioides lutzii Pb01 is the source of this 2040-nucleotide messenger RNA. RefSeq lists its product as hypothetical. Gene Ontology annotation, molecular function: protein kinase binding; cyclin-dependent protein serine/threonine kinase regulator activity. The record is from RefSeq and is a predicted model, not a curated record. Gene Ontology annotation, cellular component: nucleus; cyclin-dependent protein kinase holoenzyme complex. Gene Ontology annotation, biological process: regulation of cyclin-dependent protein serine/threonine kinase activity. The transcript is spliced from 3 exons. The coding region runs from base 1 to 2040 and encodes 679 amino acids.
AUGUCUAGCGUUCUUUCCGCUGCCCAGCCGCAACUUGGUUCAGCAUAUUCCUCAGCCUACAACAGUGUUGAAGGUGGUUCGUUAGGAGCCAGGAUACACUGCAAGGCCGAAAUCAGCUCUCGAAACACCGCGGAGCGGUCUAUGCCCUACAAUUUUGGAUUAUCUACGCCACCAGAGGAUAUGACAGGUAUUGCUGUAAAGCAAUCUGUCUCAUCAUCCAGCUAUGGACCAAAAGCAUAUGGCAUACAUUCGUCGUACUCAAAUUCAGCCGCUGAGAGAUCUAAUAUUCAUCUGGUGACGGAAGGAAUGGCCAAAAACUCUGCUUCUGUACGAGAACAGCAACCUCCGUCCCUCACUAGCCAGCUACCAGAGACCCAUACGAAGGAGAGUUCCCGGAAUUCGAUAGCUACGUAUCUGCAAAUCCCAGCGUCCAUAAAUCCCAGCAAGGGAAGUCUAGCGGAAUUUGCUGCUCAGAUAACAUGUCUCUUCUGGUUCGAAAAAGCUUCGAAGCUGAAUGUUGUCUUGAAUUCCUCGUCCUUAAAUUACUCUAUACCGCCGCUCAUGCCUGAAUCGACACCAACAAUAGGUUUUCGGAAAUGGGUGACUACAAUCCUCUCUACCACUCAAGUCAGCCAGAAUGUCAUACUCCUGGCUCUCCUGUUCAUCUACCGGUUGAAGAAAUUUAACCCGACCGUGCGCGGAAAGCGAGGAAGCGAAUUUAGAUUGCUGACAAUAGCAUUAAUGAUGGGGAAUAAAUUUCUGGAUGACAAUACUUACACGAAUAAGACGUGGGCCGAAGUAUCAGGUAUCUCGGCCCAGGAAAUUCAUAUUAUGGAGGUUGAGUUCCUGAGUAAUGUACGAUAUAAUCUAUUCGUCACCAAAAAUGAGUGGGAUCAAUGGCAUACGAAGCUUGGGAUGUUCGCAGACUAUUUCGCCCAAGCAUCUCGACUUCCCCCUGACAACGAUGUACAACCUACCACUCCGACUACGCAGCUUUCUCCCGAUCUGACUCCAAUAAGUCCAACAACAUCUCUACCUCCAGUUCGGCCCCCGAAAUUACCAUCUCCUGUGCUAGCACCAUAUGUACCUCUACAACAGUACCUCCAGAAACUCCCACCUGCUUCUGUAGCUAUCCUUGGACACCCAAAUUUAUCACCGCGCCAAUUAUCCUGGACAGGAAACUCAAAUUUGGACCUCCGUCGGAAGCGAAGCUGGGAAGAACAAGAGCAUCCCGCAAAGAGAGUGUCCAGGCCAGCCAUGUCUGGUCCUGCGUCUCUUCCGCCUCUUCCAUCCAUGACAACUACCACUGCAGGCCAUUUCCCGCCUAUUACAAUGCCAUCUGUCCAGCAAUUAGGUAUGCCUGUAGCGUCCUCGAUUCCACAACUUCCAAGACUCGAUUUUGCACUUGGCCAAAAUUCCGCGGGGCCUACGUAUGUCCCCCAAAUGCAAACGCAAACGCAACUUCAAGCUCACUUACCACCCUCCACUCAUUCCAUGGCCCCAAUAUACCCUUCUGUUAGUUCCUGGAGCCAUCAAACCCCCCCAGCAACGACAUUAGCGCCUCUUCCACGCUCCCUUCCCAACCCUUCCGUCAGUCACCCCGACCAGGCAAGACGCCAAAGCCCAUAUGUUUCCACCACUUCCACAACUAUAUCUCCGGCCCUAUCCGCGUACUCCGCACAUACUCCGACCCGGCUUUCCCCAUCGUUUGUCAUAGAUAGAAAUUCUCCUUACCGACCUGUGCGACAAGUCAACACACUCCUGUAUCCUCCACCAUCUGCUUCUAUGAACCAUGUGAGGCUUCUUCCGCUAGACCAAAUGCAUUACCAGCCAUUGGGAAAGGCCGUGACUGAACGCAAAACUGGCUUGCUUCCUUACUCCAACCAGGAAUCCUGGGGUGAACCCCAGCUACCGCAGCUUCCACAGCUUCAACCCAAUUUUCCAGGGCCGCAACGGCAACAGCAGCCGCAGCAGAAACCUCAGCAGCAACAACCAAAUCAACUACAACAGCCACUCUAUCGGAAUCAGCCCUUUCGGUAA